Exophiala xenobiotica is the source of this 2051-nucleotide messenger RNA. RefSeq lists its product as uncharacterized. The record is from RefSeq and is a predicted model, not a curated record. The transcript has 4 exons. Lineage: Eukaryota; Fungi; Ascomycota; Eurotiomycetes; Chaetothyriales; Herpotrichiellaceae. The coding region runs from base 165 to 1895 and encodes 576 amino acids.
CAGCAAGUUCCUUUCAAGUUUCAACUUAUUGCGAACCAGACCAAAUCCAAAUCCAAAUCCAAAUGGUUGGUUCCAGAAUGCAUAACGCCGGCGUUCCUUUGUGAACCCUGCUUCUGGCUAUCUUCGUUUCCUACGUCUUCAAAUAAAAUGCGCGCUCGUCCUCGAUGUCAUCGCCAGUCGAUAUCGCAGCUGGUGCUGCAAAGCGGGAUACACGUAGACUGCGAAGAGGUCACAACACACCUGGUCCGCAGCUGGUCAGGCCUACUCGCUCAAGCCGCACACCUCGCCAAUCUGCCCACAACGAAGACACAGGGAAACUAUCCGCAGGCGUCAAGAGUAGAAAAGUCGCUACCUCCAGCAAAGACUUCCUCAUCCCAGCAGCGUGCUCACUUGACACUGCAUUCCUCGAUCCCACUCCAUCCAGAAGGAUCACCCGAGCAUUCAGCAAAAGCGUUCAAGCGCAAUUGACACCCUCACUCGACACUCCUGCCGCCGAUCCCCUUCCGACCCAGUCUGUCCAGCCGGCUUCGACAGCUACCGGGAGCCCGACGGCGCCUCCGCAACCUACACGAACAAAACACAAACACGAAUCCAUCGAAGAGGAACCGGUCAGACGACGACGGGAAAGGUCACAAUCGGUGGCAGAGUUGCCUCCAUCCAAGGACCUCCUCACUUGGCAGAAUCUGGAAAAGCUCAACAUCGAGACAGCAUCGAAGACAUCAGACGGCAUGGCAGGAACGAAAAGAAGUCACUCACUCCGCGAGAGCACUGCGGAAUUGAAGCCGGAGACAGCCUCCAUGUCCUUGCCAAGAUCAUCUCUCACGCUUGCCAACUACCGCUUGAUGUCACUUGACCGUGCAAGGAUCGUCGUUCAGCACCGAGGUAUCCCAGAACACCUGAUGCACAGAGUCAACGCCAUUAUCCAACCAAAGCUCGAUAAAGACCAAGAAAGCCUUGUCUUCUACGUCGCAGACAACUUAUGCAAGCAGUUUCCCAACGUUCUCGAAGAUGCGGCUAGGGAAGAUGACUGCGUUGAAUUGCUAUAUCAGGCCCUGAAUCUGAUGAACGGCAUGCUCUACGACGAAGCUUUCGCCCUCCCAAGAAAAGCAGACUGGGACCCAGCUCUGAAACCCAAGGCUCAACGAAUGUUUUAUAUGUCCAAUCCUCCAAACCAGUCUCUCAAUGAUACUGGCGACUCCCAUGACCGACCACAUAAGCGGCAGCGUGUAGGGGCUUCCUACGUUUCGUCAAAGAUUUCCGAUGCAACCAUGAUGCCACUGCCACCGCGCCCAUCAAAGCCUGACAACAACUAUGUCAAGACCGCUCGCCCGGACAUUACGAUAGGGUUUUUCCACCACGUCGUUACGAAGAAGUUGUUGUCGUUGGGAGUCAACGAACUCGCUGCUAAGGAGUUGUUGAAGGAUCUGCAGUACCAAGGGGAGCUCAUGUCCAGUCCCACCCGUCCUGCACUCCACGUACGCUUUCCAUCUCUGGUCGUCGAAGGGAAGGCAUACGCAACUGGCAAGAGCAUGUACGAGGCAGAGAACCAGGCUGCUGGAUCUGGAAGCUCCAUGCUCGCCAUGCAGGGUCACCUUGCCGAGCUCACUGAACGUUACUCUCCAGGAAGUUAUGAGAACAAGGAACCUCUGGCCUUCUCUGUCACCCAUGAAGGGCCUCUCAUGCUGCUCUGGGUGCACUACAUCACAUCGCUGGAAGAUGCACGCUUCUACAACAUGCAUGCUCUGGGAGUUUGUCAUACGACGAUGCAGUCAAACACCAGGGAAUUCUUCAUGGCAUUGGCGGGAGUCAUGCGAUGGGCCAGCACUGAGUUUUUGGACGAUGUAGCGGCGCAACUGUUCUUGGUGUGGAAAGCUGCAAACGGGCAGACCAUAUGAUGUGAUGUGUACUUUGUCAUCGACAUCGUCACUACGGCUCGCAGCUCAGCGUCGCAAUAUACCCAAAGCAUGUCCACAGGUAGCAUGUCCACAGGUAGCAUGUCCACAGGUAGCAUGUCCACAGGUAGCAUGUCCACAGGUAGCAUGUCCACAGGU